Messenger RNA from Camellia sinensis, 2254 nucleotides. Its product is annotated as cysteine-rich receptor-like protein kinase 8. The record is from RefSeq and is a predicted model, not a curated record. Gene Ontology annotation, biological process: protein phosphorylation. Gene Ontology annotation, molecular function: protein serine/threonine kinase activity; ATP binding. Gene Ontology annotation, cellular component: plasma membrane. NCBI's taxonomy places the organism in Eukaryota, Viridiplantae, Streptophyta, Magnoliopsida, Ericales, Theaceae.
GUCUCAAACACUUUCCUCAUACUCUUAGAGAUAUGGUCUCUCUUCUCCAAUUCUCAGCAACUAUUCCAUUCAUUCUAUCAUUUCUGCAAUUUGUUAGCCCCUCACCAACCUUUCUCAUGUGCAAGUGUGACAACCAAUUUAAUUACACACAAAACAAUCAUGUGUUUCAAAACAAUCUCAACAACAUACUCACAAAUCUUUCCUCUGAAACCCCCCUAACCAACUUCUACAACUCCACCUUUGGUAAAAAUAAAGAUACAGUCUAUGCACUCCGCUUUUGUCCCGCAUACAUUGCCACACAAGAUUGCCUAGCCUGUGUCCAAACUGCUUCACAAUUGAUCACCCAAAGCUGCCCAAAUCAGAAAAAAGCUAUUAUAUACUAUGUGGAAUGUGUUGUACGAUACGCAAACUAUUCCUUCUUCUCCACUGAAGAUGGAAUACCCGAGGUUUAUUGGAACAGUACAACCAUUUUUUACAAUCCUGAUCAACUUGAUCAAGUGAUGACAAAUACAAUGUACGGACUUAUUAGUAAGGCUGCUUUCGGUUCUUCAACAACAACAAAGUUUGCAACAGGAGAAAGCAAAAUCAUUAGUUCUUCUUUUCAGAAGUUGUAUUGCUUUGCCCAGUGCACUCCUGAUAUAAAUGGAAGAGCUUGUAGGGGAUGUUUACAGACUGCACUCAGUUAUAUUCAGGAUAACAGUUUUGGGAAUGAGUGGUCACUGAUGUAUGGGCCAAACUGUCAGAUGAGGUAUAGUUUGGAAGCUUUUUAUGAUGUAGUCUCUCCUCCUUCUCCCUCAUUGCCACCUUCUGGUUCCACGGAAAACACAAACAUCAACACAACAGCCCCUCCUCCAUUACAGCUAUCUUCAGUUUUUGUAGGGAAGAAGAGAAACACAUCUAUACUUUUCAUCACUACCAUUACUAUGUCAGCAAUUUUGGUGAUUCUUGUCAUCUUCAUUGGCAUCUAUUUGAUAAUGAGGAAAAUCAGGACUUCAAGGGGGGCUAUAAAAAAUCCAGAUUCAACGCCAUCAGCAGAAUCCUUGCAAUUUGACUUAGGAACAAUUAGAGAUGCAACGGAUAAUUUUUCUGCAGCUAAUAAGCUUGGAGAAGGUGGAUUUGGCCCCGUUUACAAGGGUGUGCUUCUAAAUGGGCUAGAAAUAGCUGUGAAGAAGCUCUCUAGAAACUCUAGGCAAGGGCAAGAAGAAUUCAAGAAUGAGGUUUUGUUAUUGGCCAGGCUUCGUCACAAAAAUUUGGUCCGUCUGUUGGGUUUCUGCUUGGAAGGGAAAGAAUUACUUCUCAUAUAUGAGUUCAUGCCUAACAAAAGCCUUGAUCAUUUCAUUUCAUCUUUGGAUUGGAAAAGCUGUAACAAAAUUAUACAAGGCUUUGCUCAAGGACUUCUAUAUCUUCAUGAAGAUUCUCAACAUCGGAUUAUUCAUCGUGAUCUAAAAGCCAGCAACAUUUUGUUGGAUGCUGAGAUGAAUCCUAAAAUUUCAGAUUUUGGCACAAGCAGACUAAUGGUAUUGGAUCAAUCCCAUUACACAACAAGUAAAAUCAUGGGUACCAUUGGAUAUAUGGCUCCAGAGUAUUUUAAGCAUGGUCAUUUCUCGGUUAAGUCAGAUGUCUUCAGUUUUGGUGUGAUACUAUUGGAAAUUUUGAGCGGUCAAAAGAUCUUUUGUUUCCAUGAUGUGGAGAAUGGGGAAAACCUUCUAAGCUAUGCAUGGAAGAGUUGGAAGAAAAAUAUAGCUCUAGAUAUAGUGGAUUCAACAUUGAUGACAGGUUCAAAAAGUGAGAUUAUGAGAUGUUUCCAUAUUGGUUUAUUGUGCGUUCAAGAAAAUCCAACAGACAGACCAACGAUGGCUUCAGUUGUUAACAUGCUCAUUAGCUCCUCUUUCACACUCUCAUUGCCUGCACGUCCUGCAUAUUUUGUGCCUAAAAGCAUUGACCCAGGCAAUUCGUUGCAUGAGUUCAAUUCAAUGGUGACAAAGUUAGAUCAGUCUGAAAUUAAAUCAUCACAAGGGUCAGUAAAUGAGGAUACAAUUACUGAGCUUGUUUGUCGAUAGAAGUGAAACAAGUUGUAGCUCUAUUUAAAUGUUUAUUUUGGAAACAAUUUGAUGUACUAUCUUACCCUUUCUGAUUGUUGUUUAGAUGUACCAUUCCUCUUUUUUUCAUUUCCAUGAAUCUGCUAUAUAAUUUAUUACUAUAUUUACAAUCAAUAAUAUGUUUUCACAUUUGUAUUUCAAUACAAAAAUUAUUC